CCCCGCGUCCAGCAUCCCCGCUCCGGGGACCCGCGCCACCUACCUCCGCCCCGGGACCCAGGGCCCCGAGGUCCUAGGUCCACUGUGACUCUGCGUCCCGGACCCGACGCUGCAAAAGGAGAGGCGGGGAAAAGCCAGUUUCCAUAGAUUUCUCUACAGACCCAGUACAGUUGAGCCUCGCGAGGUCACACGUAGCAGGGGGGGGGGGGGGGGGUUGGAAAAGAAUGAAGAAAUUAAAGCUGAAGGAACUAGAGAGUCGCCUGCAACAAGUAGAUGGAUUCGAAAAGCCCAAGUUGCUACUAGAACAGUAUCCGACCCGGCCGCACAUUGCAGCGUGUAUGCUCUAUACAAUCCAUAAUACCUUUGAUGACAUUGAAAAUAAGAUGGUUGCAGAUCUAGGAUGUGGUUGUGGAGUGCUUAGCAUCGGAGCUGCAAUGUUAGGAGCAGGGUUAUGUGUUGGAUUUGACAUAGAUGAAGAUGCACUAGAAAUAUUUAAUAGGAAUCUGGAAGAGUUUGAGUUAACAAAUGUUGACAUGAUUCAGUGUGAUAUGUGCUCAUUAUCUAACAGAAUGUCUAAGUCAUUUGAUACAGUAAUUAUGAAUCCUCCCUUUGGAACCAAGAAUAAUAAAGGAACUGAUAUGGCAUUUCUGAAGACUGCUUUGGCAAUGGCAAAAAAUGCAGUAUAUUCUUUACACAAAUCUUCAACUCGAGAGCAUAUUCAAAAGAAAGCUGCAGAAUGGAAAAUCAAGAUAGACAUUAUUGCAGAGCUUCGAUAUGACUUGCCAGCAUCAUAUAAAUUUCAUAAAAAAAAAUCAGUGGACAUUGAAGUGGACUUAAUUCGGUUUUCUUUCUAAAAGUCUUUAAACAGAAGCCACAUAAUUACUAAUAAAAGUGAUUUUUUAAAAUUUUUGGUUAUUGAAACUACUGGUCCCCAG
Messenger RNA from Sorex fumeus (smoky shrew), 935 nucleotides. It is a transcript of the gene METTL5, whose product is annotated as methyltransferase 5, N6-adenosine. Bases 225 to 854 code for a protein of 209 amino acids. Lineage: Eukaryota; Metazoa; Chordata; Mammalia; Eulipotyphla; Soricidae. The record is from RefSeq and is a predicted model, not a curated record. Gene Ontology annotation, biological process: rRNA methylation. Gene Ontology annotation, molecular function: nucleic acid binding; rRNA (adenine-N6-)-methyltransferase activity. The transcript is spliced from 7 exons.